UGCUUUGACUGCUGCAGUGCUUUUGUUUGGUGAGGUUAGAAAUUUGCCGUAAACACACAAAAAUAUAACUAAAACUUCUGAAAAUGGAUAUUGAAACCAAGAUUAAAGACGACAUGAAGGCUUUAGGCUGCCAUUCUGAUCUAAAAAUGUCGCUUGCAUACAAUCUUUACAUACAUUUAGUGGACGAGAAGCUAAUGUAUGACACUGAGUAUUGUUACAACAAGGACAUAGACACACUUUACAUCGUCGCCCGCCCAAAUAAGAACGAGAAACUAAACAUAUACGUGCCAAUACCGACAUACGACGAGAUCAGUGUGGAUUACAUCAACAAAAUACAGGAAAAUCUGUGCACUGUGGAAACUGGACCGACAGUGAACUUGGCAUUCAUUGAAGGUGACUUUACGACAGUGAUAUACACUUUUACUAAAGGAAUAGUGGACCGGCCGCCUCCUGACAAAGUAUCCUACCAGAGAGCAAGAGAGGGAAGAAGGAAUUUCAUAGACAAUGAGUUGAAAAAGAGUAGGAAUAACAUUUUAAAUGAUGCUUUGAAUGGAGGAGUGGUGGAUGAUGAUGAUUGUCACGUUUUAGAUUGAAGGAGGUUUUAAGCGAGAUUGGAACUUAUUUGUAUGAAGGCAGACCUAAAGGUCCUUGUGUGCUCAAAUCUUCUGUCAAGUAUGCUGUAGUGCUUGAGUUCAUACACGCUGCAACAUUUAGAAAGCCACCAAUACAGAAUAAGAAUUUAAAUACAUAGGCUGAAGGCAGAGACAUUAAGCCAAAUAAAAAAAAUCCACAACCUGUUCAGAGUUGAAUUUCAGUUUAACGAGUAGUAUUAAAAUUAUAAAAGUAGUAAUAAGAUUCAUCAUCAUCCUCCUGCCCUUAUCCCAAUUUCAUUUGGGGUCAGCGCAGCAUGUUUUCUUCUUCCAUACUCUUCUAUCUGCCGUUUGUUUGAAGUGAAGCAUGAUUCGUAAUAAGAGGACAAAAUUAUAUUUCUAAAUCAAAUCAAUUGUAUCAUUGUCAAGUAGCUCGCUACUUUAGACUAAGCUCAGUGUACAGGACUUUAUUUCAACAGGCCAUAAAUUCUCAGAAAGUAAAUUAAGCCUAUUUUGGGGAAAAUUUUCUAUGACAAUCUGCCUGAUGGCCUCUGCCAUGUAUUUGUUUAACAAUGGAUUUUUUUUAAUGAUACAAAAUACAUACUUACAACUAUGUUCCCACCGUUUCAUCUGCAUUCCAGGGCAACUUUUUCCCAUAUUCAUAUAAAAUAUAGCCGAUGUUACUCAGGAAGAGUAGCUUUCCAACAGUGAAUGGUUUUUCAAAUUAGGCCAUUAUUUUCAGCCUUUAAAAAAGUUUACUUUUUAUGUUAAUAUGAGCUUCCGCUCGAGGCUUCGCCCGCGUGGUGUGUUGAUAAGAAGUAGCCUGUGUUAAUCCAGGGUGUCACUUAUCUACAUACCAAAUUUCAACCAAAUCGGUCCAGCCGUUUUUGCGUGAAAGAAUAACAAACAUACAUCCAUACAUUCUCACCAACUUUCACAUUUUAUAAUAUUAGUAGCUAGUAGGAUAGAUUUAUAAUUUACCAUUUUUUGGUACAAUUUGCUGUUUGCCACUUACAUGAUAUCAGGCUAAUAAUAGGUGGGAGUGUGAUUACAAUUAUGUCAUUAUCUCCUGAGCCGUUUCCCAACUAUGUUCGGGUUGGCUUCCAGUUCAACCCUGUGCAGCUGAUUACAAGAUAUAUGUAUGUUCUGAUAAUGGCAGAGUAUUCAUUAUAAUUAUGUAUGUACGGUACUGUACUAAGAAAAAACUACUUAUCAUACGAUGUUUGCAGUAUUUUAAAUGUCAACAAGUUUUAUAGUUCUAAAUAACACAUAGUUUCAGGAGUUAACACUGUAUGUACCUUAAUUAUUAAGAACAAAAUUAUAGUGUUUGCGAUUAGUGAUGUAAAAUGAAAAAAAACGAUUUGUUUUUUUUCACUUUAUUGAAAAAAAACAUGAAAAAAAACUUUG
Molecule: messenger RNA, 1997 nt
Organism: Helicoverpa zea (corn earworm)
Lineage: Eukaryota; Metazoa; Arthropoda; Insecta; Lepidoptera; Noctuidae
Exons: 2
Coding region: 84-593 (169 amino acids)
Biological process (GO): tRNA splicing, via endonucleolytic cleavage and ligation
Molecular function (GO): nucleic acid binding
Source: RefSeq, a predicted model, not a curated record